This is a messenger RNA of Spodoptera exigua (beet armyworm), 663 nucleotides long. The record is from the annotation of a GenBank genome assembly. Lineage: Eukaryota; Metazoa; Arthropoda; Insecta; Lepidoptera; Noctuidae.
AUGAAACUUUUGGAGAGUGGCCGCUUGGAGGCAUUGAGCAGAGCUCUCUCUAUUUUGAAUGGAGAUAGUGCCGUACAGGGCCGUGUGGAAAGCUAUAGCUGCAAGAUGGCUGGUGGUGAGAAGUCGUUUUAUAAACGGUUUACAGCAACUGGAGAAACUACUCUGGAAGCAUUGUCACCGCCAGAGAGUUUUAUGUACAGCCGAAGCUUGUCUGGUGAUGAAGAUGGUGUUCUCUGUGACACUAUAUCUCGUAAAACAUUGUUUUACUUAAUUGCUACACUGAAUGCUGCCUUUCCAGAUUAUGAUUUUUCAAUGGCAAAGAGCAGUGAAUUCAGUGCAGAGCCAUCCCUCAGUUGGGUACAAGGAGCAGUGGAUGCGUCGUUGUCUGCAGUGGGUGGUGUGCGUUGGCGGCAACUACGGCCUUCAUUGUGGACUGCCGUAGAUGAGGAGGUGGUUUUGUCUGAGUGUCGCAUAUAUAGCUACAACCCAGACCUUGCCAGUGAUCCAUUUGGUGAGCCUGGUUGUCUAUGGGCAUUCAACUACUUCUUUUAUAACAGAAGAUUGAAGCGGAUUGUAUUUUUUACUUGUAGAGCUAUGAGUCCUGUGUGUGCUGUUGACUCAGGAGUUGAUUUUGCCAUGGAUGAAGAUGAUGAAUAUAACUAA